CGGGUGAGUGCAACAGUUACCGGUCAAUGCCGGGGUAGUGAUGCGAGAAUUUCCAGCUGCUGUCAUGUUGCUGAAAAGAUUGAUGCAGCAAGAUACUCGGGGAAAGAAACUGCUGUAGCAAUUGAUCAUCACAAUCAUUACAAAGGCACAAAUACUACAUUUAAAAACAGACCGAGAUGUUGGGUGCUUGAUGCCCCGUAAAAAGAAGCUCAGCCAAUCCAAGAAACCACCCUUGCUGUUCCUGCAGAGUCCACCAAAGGCAGAAAAGUACAAGCAAGUCUUGUCUCUACCAUCCGCAGUAAAUCCCCGCCAAGUUUCCUGUAUGCCUGUUGACCAGAGAUCUGCAUUCAAGUGGGUGCUGCCAGAGUUUGAUACUACAACACCAAGAUGCGAACAAAAAUCUAAUAGAGUGAAACAGCAUAAAAUCUACAGCAAACAGAGUACUUCAUCAAAAACGGGUUCUGUGAGAAAACUGCACAGUUUUGUUCCUUUGACACUUCUGGGAAAUGGAGGGAUACCUGUUCAGAAGGAAAACGACAAAGUUGAAUUUAGCACCUGUCAGAAUGUUCAAACCAGUGGAAAAGUUGCAUUCAAAACAAAUAAAACAUCAUUCUUGGGAAGCAAGAGCCAACGGUGUAAAGUUGGCACCUUUGGAAAAGCUCAGAAUUUGGAUGCUCUGGACAAGCAGGAAUGUAGUCUAAGACCUGCAGCAAAGAGAAAUUUGGUUGGCAAAAGUACAGCUGGGAAUAUACCUGUGAAAAGCUCUAGUUUCUGCCCUCCAUUGAAUUCAAUCAACAAUCAAAUGGGAGUAGACUCAGAUGAAACAGAAAUUUCACUUUCAGAGCACUCUUCUCAGUCCUCUGAUGAGUUUGCUCUACCACAUGUUAGCACUCCCACAGCUGAUGGCAUGCCCUCGCCAGCCACCUUCCAGAAAAAUAUUUGUGGUGUACUAAGAAAUAAUGAAUUGAAUAAACACAAUAUAACUCCUCUCCCUUGUGGACUGUUAGACUGCUUAGACAAGUGUUCUGGACUAAAUGACUUUUCUGAAGAAGCUGCAUCAGCAGAUGUUUUAGUCCGGGACACACCAGAACAUGAAUAUGGACUCAAAGCAACUUGGCGAAGAAGGCCACAUAUUAUGCAGUACCUGAAAGAUCAUGGAAAAUUGACCAGCACUAAUGUGCUUGUUGGCUCUUAAAGUUGCAUUCUCAGUUUUAUUUUGUUAUGUAGAUUGCAAUCUAUGCAUUUAAAAAAAAUUACCAUUGGAAUUGUGAUUAAACCAGUUUAUGUGAAGUAAGAAUCUGUAGCAGGAUUACCCUUUAAAUGGUAGCUGCAAAUAUUGCAAUGCAGUUUAUUUAAAACUUUCUCAGAGUUCAAAACAACAUUUUAAUCUACAACUUCUACACCUUGCAGAUUUGGACAGCUUUGUCCCAGAUUCAGUUUCAAAUGUCUGAUGAAGUGUUAUGUUCAGAGUGGUAAAAAUAAUAUUAUCUUUGCCUGAUGUCCACUAUAUUCCUGUGUUACAGUUCUGUUUUAAAUGGUCAUCCAGUUGUCUGUUAAAGGAAUUUUGUUUUAAUUCCAGAUUGUUAAGAUAACAGUAAUUUGGUCUUCAAGCUAAGAGCCCUAUUCAUGGGUUUAGUCAGUUUCUAAGGUGUUUCAAUUUUGUCAAUAAAACUGCUUGAAAUCUGGAAAUUGGUAAUUUCGAAUAAGUCUCAAUGUCGUAAAUUAAAACAUUACAUAACUGUACCUGUUUUUUUUCUAAAAUUAAUUUUACCAUGCCUUUCUAUUGAAUUAUGGUGACACUUGCCAAUUUCACACCUUGAAUAUGUACUUUACAUAAAUCCCCCAAAUCAAUGUACAGCAAACUGAAAUAAAA
Mobula hypostoma (lesser devil ray) is the source of this 1873-nucleotide messenger RNA. RefSeq lists its product as uncharacterized. Lineage: Eukaryota; Metazoa; Chordata; Chondrichthyes; Myliobatiformes; Myliobatidae. The transcript has 4 exons. The coding region runs from base 191 to 1195 and encodes 334 amino acids. Gene Ontology annotation, cellular component: chromosome; nucleus. Gene Ontology annotation, biological process: cellular response to ionizing radiation; recombinational repair; DNA damage checkpoint signaling. The record is from RefSeq and is a predicted model, not a curated record.